AUGCAGACUUCCAAUGGUAAUAGCAUUCACUGGUUUCGCAAAUGCUUGCGUUUGCAUGAUAAUCCAGCCCUUGUUGAAGCUGUUAAAAAUUGUCAGCAUUUUUGGGCAAUUUUCAUCUUAGAUCCAUGGUUUGUUAAAAACAUGAGAAUUGGUCCAAACAGAUGGAGAUUUUUAGUGGAAACACUUACAGAUCUUGAUUUAAGUUUAAGGAAGCUUAAUUCAAGAUUGUUUAUUCUGAGAGGUCAACCUGAGCAGAUUUUUCCAAUUGUUCAAGAGUGGAAGAUCAAACUUCUGACAUUUGAAGCUGAUACAGAGCCUUAUGCAAAAUUAAGGGAUGAAAAAAUUGAAAGCCUCAUGAAGUCUUUAGAUGUUAAAGUAUUCAAGACCAUGACAAAUACGUUAUAUAAUCCAGAACAAAUUAUUGCUUACAAUGGACAUCCACCUUUAACGUAUCAGGGCUUCCUUAAACUUGCUGAUAGAGUCGGAACACCACCUAAACCAGUCCCCUCUGUGCAUAUUUUGGAAGAAAUUCUUUCUCAAAAAGAAGUGCCUACAGUUAUUAAGAAAGAACAUGAUGAUUUGUAUGGUGUUCCAACACUUAAAGAAUUAAAUGUUGAUGAAUCAACAUUAAAUCCUUGUUUAUACCCUGGGGGAGAAACCGAAGCUUUAAAAAGACUUGAAAAAGUUCUUCAAAAAGAACCAUGGAUUUGUAAGUUUGCCAAGCCUGAUACAUUUCCCAAUUCUCUCGAGCCAAGUACAACAGUACUGAGCCCUUAUGUUAAAUUUGGGUGUUUAUCAGCUCGGACUUUCUACCACGGACUGAGAGAAGUUUAUAUGAAAAGCAAAAAUGGUUAUACAAAGCCACCAGUUUCACUUCAUGGUCAACUUUUUUGGAGAGAAUUCUUUUAUACUGUUGGCUCUGCUACUUUAAAUUUUGAUAAGAUGGUUGGAAAUGAUGUUUGUAUGCAAAUACCUUGGGAUGAAAAUAAAGAGUUUCUUGAAGCAUGGACAAAUGCUCGCACUGGUUAUCCAUUUAUUGACGCUAUAAUGACUCAAUUGAGAAAAGAAGGUUGGGUUCAUCAUUUAGCUAGACAUGCUGUUGCCUGCUUUCUCACACGAGGAGAUCUGUGGGUGUCUUGGGAGCAUGGAAUGAAGGUUUUUGAAGAAUUACUUUUGGAUGCUGAUUGGAGUUUAAAUGCUGGGAAUUGGAUGUGGCUUUCCUGCAGUGCUUUUUUCCACCAGUAUUUUCGUGUUUAUAGUCCUAUCGCAUUUGGCAAAAAGACUGACAAAAAUGGAGAUUACAUUAGAAAAUAUGUCCCAAUAUUAAAAAGAUUUCCACCUGAAUACAUAUAUGAACCUUGGAAAGCUCCAAAAAAGCUUCAAGAACAGCUUGGUUGUGUAAUAGGCCGAGAUUAUCCUGCUCCUAUUGUAGACCAUGACAAAGCUCGAGUAGAAAAUAUAAAAAGAAUGGCAGCUGCCUAUAAGGCUAACAAAACAGGUUCUACAAGUACUGAAGACAGGACUAAUGACCCAAAAAUCCAAAAACAUAAAAAUCCACAUGCAGCAAAAGUGGAGUCAAAAUCUAAAAAACGUGCAUAUAUAUUAGAAGUGACAUGCGAUUCACCUAAGCAAACCAAGCUUGUUUGGAUUGGUGCCGUAAAACGUACUUCAUCGCCAGUCUUCUCUCACUGGAUAGAAGCUUGAGUAGUGUGUUGUCAUGGCAACAGCCCUUUUGUAUUUCAGCUUGGAUUAGGCCACUUCAUUGCUUGGUUUGCUUGAGCGGAGCACACGUCACUGAUAUAUGGAUGCCUCAAUUGCCAAAUCAAUUAACUCCACCUUUUAAAAAAAUCCUCAUUUCUGCUUUAAUAGUGCUUUAUCAAUGCUUAGCAUGUGAAUUUAUAUUAAAGUUUUGGUUCAGUUCAUUUCUGACCAUGUGAUGGCAGAAAAUGUAACACGAGGGCCUAUUUACGACUACGGAUAACACCACCUUCUUCAUAACUAUUCUCAAUUUUUUUGUUUUAUAGAGUUAUUCGAUUUGGCAAGUAAGACAUCCAUAUAUACAAUCAAUUUGCGACAACUCAAACAUUUGUAUAACUUGGAUUCCUUGUCAUGUCACACAAUCCCUUUAUCUUCAGUUUCAUGUUAAAUUAUUCUCCAUAUCUCGAUGUUUGCUUCUUUUAACUCUCAAGUUUAUUUUGAUGAUUCAAAAUUUGAUAGCUAAAAGAAUGCAUACCGACAAAAAUAAAUGUGAAAAAUAAUUUCCUCUUCUCGAUUUUUACACAGUCAACUCCAAAAGCUUAAAGAACUCUUUGAAGCAGUUUGUAGUAAAAGAGUAAUACCUGUGAUUUUUCUUGUUUUAUUUUUUGCACUUAAUGGCAGAUUUGCAAGGGAAAUAAAGAGCUGUUUUCAAAAGUGUUGCUUCUUUGAUAAAACACACAGUGAGACUGACGAUUGAAGUUGAAGAAACAACUCUUGAAGAAGUUAAUGAAACAGAAUGUGAAUAUUCUGAUUUUAAUAAACUCAAUUGAAAUAUCGAAGCUGCCAUGGAAAGUUUAUUCAAAACACAAAAGAAAAUCAAAGGGCUGUUUUAGAAAAAACAUUUGUGAAGAAGCUUGAUGAGAAACUAUUUUAUGAAUUAUAAACAUAUUAAAGCUACUCAAAAUGAUGGACUAAUUUUUAAAAAAUGAAACAUGA
This is a messenger RNA of Uloborus diversus, 2694 nucleotides long. It is a transcript of the gene phr6-4, whose product is annotated as cryptochrome-1-like. Gene Ontology annotation, molecular function: FAD binding; DNA binding. Gene Ontology annotation, cellular component: nucleus; cytoplasm. Gene Ontology annotation, biological process: entrainment of circadian clock by photoperiod; circadian regulation of gene expression. NCBI's taxonomy places the organism in Eukaryota, Metazoa, Arthropoda, Arachnida, Araneae, Uloboridae. The record is from RefSeq and is a predicted model, not a curated record.